This is a messenger RNA of Miscanthus lutarioriparius, 1239 nucleotides long. The record is from the annotation of a GenBank genome assembly. Lineage: Eukaryota; Viridiplantae; Streptophyta; Magnoliopsida; Poales; Poaceae.
AUGAUGCUUUUUGCUGUUUUUCUUACAGACAAGGCGGGGUUUCGAACCAUGCUGGGCGAGACUCAUCUGCCUGACGAUGGGUUGUCAAAAUCCAGGAAUAGAGAAAAAGACAGGGCAGGGAUCGUGAUAGAGAUCAAGGAAGGGACAGGGACAGGGACCGGGACAGAGAGAGGGAAUGGGAUCGCCACAACAGACAUCAUCGGGAUAGGAAGGAACACCGAGACCGUCCUGACAACCAUGAUCAUCACAGAGGCCGUGAUUCUGAAAGGAGAAGAGACCGCGAAAGAGAUGGCCACAGGAGGCACCCUUCUCGAUCAAGGGGCAGGGAUUGCAGAUCUAGAUCUCGUUCUCGUUCAAGAAGGUAUAACAGGCUCUUCUUUUACUGGCAUGUUUCCAAACAUGCUCCCUCCUUUUGGUGUUGGUGUUGGUGACAGCCUUGUCUAUCAGGCUACUCGUCAUGCUGGGCGUGUUUAUGUUCGUGGCCUUCCUCCAUCUGCUAAUGAACAGACAGUGGCAGUUUACUUUAAUCAAGUCAUGGCUGCUAUUGGAGGAAACACUGCUGGUCCAGGCGAUGAUGUUCAUAAUGUCUACAUAAACCAUGAUAAGAUAUUUGCUAUUGUGGAAAUGAGAUCUGUCGAGGAAGCAAGCAAUGCAAUAGCCCUGUAUGGCAUUUUGUUUGAAGGGGCGCCAGUGAAGGAUAGGGAAACCGGUAACUCAAAGGGCUAUGCAUUCUGUGUUUACCAGGACCUCAAUGUCACUGACAUUGCUUGUGGUGCUCUAAAUGGUAUCAAGAUGGGGGACAAAACCCUUACUGUCAGACGAGCAAACCAGGGGGCAUCUCAGCCUAGACCAGAGCAGGAAAGUAUCCUAUUACAGGCACAGCAACAGGUGCAGUUACAGAAACUUGUGUAUCAAGUUGGAGCACUGCCUACAAAGGUUGUUUGCCUCACCCAGGUGGUAAGUGCAGACGAAUUGAAAGAUGAAGAGUAUGAGGACAUUAUUGAAGACAUGAGGCUAGAAGCAGGCAAAUACGGAAAUUUGGUGAAAGUUGUGAUCCCACGUCCUGACCCCAGUGGACAGCCAGUUGCAGGAGUUGGAAAGGUGUUCCUGGAAUAUGCAGAUGUUGAUGGUGCUGCCAAAGCAAAGACGGCAUUGCACGGAAGGAAAUUCGGUGGGAAACCCGUGGUUGCGGUUUGCUACGCGGAGGACAAAUUUGCCAAUGAGGAAUACGAUGGAUAA